GCUUCUGGCCCAAACCCUGCAAUGUACGUUGAAUCCCGUCUUUUGCCUGUAUGUCUCUGUCGUUGCAAAUGGUUGCUAACAAAUCUGGCAACAGUCGCUUGGUUCGCCGGGUAUGUACAGACUAUCCUCGUUUGACGCCUUGCCCCUCCCUGCAACCCGACGACCCGAGAUACGCGGGUGGAUAUGCCCGAUGGGCUUCCAAUCAAGGAUAUUUAUACGUGUUCUACCAGGCAUUUACUGACAACUUGCUGCAGACACUUGUCGCUGAUUUUCGCCGUUAUCCGUUAUGGCUUCUCCUACAUCUCCUUCAACUACUACAGCCGUGUCGCCCGUUUCAGCUACAGACUCACCUUUUUGUCUGCUGCUCUGACCUACGGUAUCGUCGUCUACAAGACUCUCCGCGCACGCAGCAAGGCUGGAGCCAAGGCUCCCCAGAGCCCUCUGGCCCUGAUUGCCGAUGAGAACGUUCAGUACCUUGUCAUGUCCCUGGUGUGGCUUCUGUCCCCCCAGUACCCCCUGGCCAUGCUCCCUUACGCCAUCUACUCGAUCUUCCACGUCGCAACUUACACGCGCGCCAACGUGAUCCCCACCAUCACUCCUCCCAAGCCCGUCACGCCCGCUGCUGGUGCUUCCCCUAGCGGCAAGGCCCAGUAUGCGAACAACCCGAUCGCCGACAAGAUUGGUGCCUUCGUCAAGGAGUACUACGAUGCCUCCAUGUCUGUCGUGUCCUCGCUCGAGAUCCUUCUCUGGGUUCGCCUCCUUCUCUCUGCCAUCACCUUUCAGCGCCGCUCCUGGAUCUUGAUUGCCAUCUACACUGCGUUCCUCCGCGCUCGCUUCACUCAGAGCACCCACGUCCAGAACUCGCUCGCUCUUCUCGAGUCUCGUGUCGACUCCGCUGUCGGUAACCAGGGCACUCCCCCUGCCGCCCGCCAGGCUUGGGAGACUGUCAAGGGAGGUGCGCGCCAAUUCUACGCCUAUACUGAUCCCAACCGCUACCUCAGCGGCACCACCGUCCCCAAGAAGACCUCGUAAAGCAUUGACGAGAUAGGCAAAACGAUUCAAAGCCACGAAUGCCUUCAAGGGUGUAAUAUCGCAAGCCUUACUCGAGAUGAGGCUGUUUGUCUAGCGACUCCGCCGUUGCGACGAGUCAGGUUGUAAGCCAACCACGAUAAGAGUGUUUCUCGGCAGGGGAUGAAGAAAGGAAGAAAUUUAUAAGGAGAGUAUACGGUCGCAAAGGAAAAGAAAUGAGCGGGAGGUUUUAUGGCCGGCCAAGGUUCACACGGUGUUUCGCCGGUAAUUCAGGUUAUUGUAGUGUAGGCGAGUUUGGGGCCUGGACGUUACCGGGUUGCUCUCUGCAUCGCACGAUGAUUUCAGGUUUCCCGAUUGCUCAUUGGCUCCGGCCUUUGUUUGUUAGUUUUUGUUUGAGCAGUAAAUCCAAAUUCGCAUGACUACACAAUUACUU
Colletotrichum godetiae is the source of this 1462-nucleotide messenger RNA. Its product is annotated as endoplasmic reticulum protein. Gene Ontology annotation, biological process: membrane organization; endoplasmic reticulum tubular network organization. Gene Ontology annotation, cellular component: membrane; endoplasmic reticulum. NCBI's taxonomy places the organism in Eukaryota, Fungi, Ascomycota, Sordariomycetes, Glomerellales, Glomerellaceae. The transcript has 2 exons. The record is from RefSeq and is a predicted model, not a curated record. The coding region runs from base 184 to 1032 and encodes 282 amino acids.